Messenger RNA from Oncorhynchus nerka (sockeye salmon), 4329 nucleotides. RefSeq names its product potassium voltage-gated channel subfamily B member 2-like. The transcript has 3 exons. Lineage: Eukaryota; Metazoa; Chordata; Actinopteri; Salmoniformes; Salmonidae. Gene Ontology annotation, cellular component: voltage-gated potassium channel complex; membrane; neuronal cell body. Bases 497 to 2932 code for a protein of 811 amino acids. The record is from RefSeq and is a predicted model, not a curated record. Gene Ontology annotation, molecular function: delayed rectifier potassium channel activity; protein binding. Gene Ontology annotation, biological process: protein homooligomerization; potassium ion transmembrane transport.
CAGCCAGCGGGUGGAAAAAAGCUCCCCCUAUUACUCGAUCCUGUGCGUCUUGCUAUACAGAUAGCCCCAUGGUGCGCUCAUCCGUUUAUUUUUACAUGUUCGAUAUCCGAGGACAACCUCUUUUAUCAUAUCCCCAUGGAGUGUGUCGUUUGCAGUUUUACUACUGGUAGUAGUAUUUUCUCACUACAAGGACGAUAUUUCUCUGUUUAUUUCUAAAUGUGACAAAGAUAAAAUGUGGAAGAUAUCCUCUACUCCAGUUACAGACGGCUUGCGGUACUAGUCGGAUGGGAGGGUAGCCUAAUCACGGAUAACCUGCCUCUUCAAUUCUCUUCGAGGGAGAGGAGUUUGGUUUGAAAGAUAAGAGUGAUACAAAAAGUUGAAGCCAUGGGGAAACCGGUUUGAAGUUCAUCUCACAUUCAAAGUUGUUGGGCCCAAUCCUAAUUGAGGGGUCAGUGGAUUUGACCUGACCUAGCAUAACACCUGAACUGUGACCAUCAUGGCGGAGAGAGCUAGCUUUGGGAUCCCCAAAAGCAACUCACGUCCUGUAGGCUCACUCCCACCAGAGCCGAUCGACAUCAUCCGUACUAAGGCUCGAUCCAGAAGAGUCCGCAUCAAUGUUGGGGGGCUGGUCCACGAGGUCCUAUGGAGGACCCUGGACCGUCUCCCCAGGACCAGGCUGGGUAAACUCAGAGACUGCAAUACCCAUGAAACCUUAAUGGAGAUCUGUGACGAUUACAGCUUGACUGAUAAUGAAUACUUCUUCGAUAGGCACCCAGGGGCAUUCUCCUCCAUUCUGAACUUUUACAGAACAGGGAAGCUGCACAUGAUGGAGGAGAUGUGCGCCCUGUCCUUCGGCCAGGAGCUCGACUACUGGGGUAUAGAUGAGAUCUACCUGGAAUCCUGCUGCCAGGCCAGGUACCACCAGAAGAAGGAGCAGAUGAAUGAGGAGUUGAGGAGGGAGGCCGAAUCGCUCAGAGAAAAGGACGGGGAGGAGCCGGAAGAAGGCUGCUGUCCAGACAAGAGACAGAAGCUGUGGGACCUCCUCGAGAAGCCUAGCUCUUCUCUUGCUGCUAAGUUCCUGGCCUUUGUCUCCGUCUUCUUCAUCGUUCUAUCAACAAUCUCAUUAUCACUCAAUACCUUGCCAGAGCUACAAGUCGUUGAUGAGUUUGGACAGGUCAAUGACAAUCCCAGCCUAGCGCAUGUUGAAGCUGUGUGCAUCGCCUGGUUCACGAUGGAGUACCUCCUCCGCUUCCUCUCUUCUCCUGACAAGUGGCAGUUCAGCAAAGGCCCAUUGAACGUCAUUGAUUUACUCGCUAUCCUGCCCUACUAUGUAACUCUCUUCCUGACUGAAUCCAACAAGAGUGUUCUGCAGUUCCAGAAUGUCAGACGAGUGGUCCAGAUAUUCCGUAUCAUGAGAAUCCUAAGAAUUUUAAAACUGGCCAGACAUUCCACUGGACUGCAGUCCCUUGGGUUCACCCUUCGGCGCAGUUACAAUGAACUGGGUCUGUUGAUAUUGUUCUUGGCUAUGGGCAUCAUGAUCUUCUCCAGCCUGGUAUUCUUUGCUGAAAAAGACGAAGAUGCCACCAAAUUCACUAGUAUUCCUGCUUCAUUCUGGUGGGCUACCAUUACCAUGACAACUGUAGGUUAUGGGGACAUUUAUCCACAAACUCUUCUUGGUAAAAUAGUCGGUGGGCUCUGCUGUAUUGCAGGUGUGUUGGUCAUUGCAUUGCCCAUCCCCAUAAUUGUGAACAACUUCUCAGAGUUCUACAGGGAGCAGAAGAGACAGGAGAAAGCCAUCAAGAGGAGAGAGGCCUUGGAGCGGGCCAAGAGGAAUGGCAGUAUUGUGUCUAUGAAUCUGAAGGAUGCGUUCGCUCGCAGUAUGGAGCUGACGGAUGUUAUGGUGGAGAAAGGUGACGAGAAACGGCCAAUGGAUAACCAUCUCUCACCUAGUAGGUGGAGCAGUAGGCAAGGCAUCUCUGAGGUUAGUCCAAAAUCCCAGGCGAGGUAUAAAGAGGUUGCUCAACUGGGAUCUCCAGAUAGGGUCAAUCCUCUAAGAACCAGCCCACAGCACCUGAAUGCCAAGAUAUUGGAGGAGAUGUACAACAAGAUGACGACCACUGCCAACGUUGGCUCGGGAGCUCCACAUGAACAAGGACAGAAGCUUAAGGAGGAAAUGGAAAUGAGGGUGGUGUCUUCUGGACUAAAGCCCCCCCUAAUUAGGGAACGAGCCAGUGGUGACCUCAGGAGCCCAUCCAGCGUGGACAGCUUCGCCAGCUGCACUACAGAGUUCAGUGUGGCAGAAAGCAGUGCCCUCCUCCCUAACGUAGCAGGACGGAAGGCACCUCCUCCCCUCGACCUCAGCCAGAUCAGCUCUAUGGAACCAAAAACCAAAGAGAAAGUUCCGCCGGCUACCAUCAUCAAAGAGGGUCUUUAUGAGUUUGUCUCAAGCAAUCCAGAGAGGGCGUCACAGGGGGAGGAUAAUCAAAGCUUUGACAUGAGCGUCGAAAACAUCCGCAGUUCUCUCAGAGGCAACCCACAGAAGACGAAAGCUCUAAAAGUGAAUUUCAUUGAAUCUCAGGCCGAGAUGCCGUCAACGCCUCCCUGUGCUACUCUGUCUCCACAAGGAUACCAGCCCUCCCCACCCCCAGGCCAGGUCCCGGUGACCAGCCCACGGGCUCCAGGAGAGUCAGGCCAAAGCGAGGAUGCAGCCAAGGGCUUGGUUAGCGAAGGUCAGCCUUCCAGCUUAAGCCACAGGGGAAAUCACAUGGACAGGGCCGCUGUCUUCAGCCCUUUGUCACCUAAAUCAACCAACUGCACAACUCAGGAAGUGGUUGUUGCUGGCAACGGUGAAGGAGAGGCAGGCAACAGCCAAAAGGAAAACCACAUAGUUCUGGAUGGAAGUCUAUCUCCAUCUUGUGAAACAAGCAUGUGACUAGUAUAGGUGGAAGGUCAAGGAAAGAUUGAACAGACUCUCUGUUGUCUGUGAAGAACAAAAAGAUGAAGCACACUAAUGUAUUCAAAAAUAAGUUGUCUGCAUGGCUUGACAAUAAUUUUUUCUGAUAACAUCACUGUUUCUGAAGACCUAUGAGAACUGCUGCUUGCUGCAGACAUUGAACUUUUAACAGUGACUUUUACUAUAAGGCUCCAAUGUGAGCAAAAAAAAACAACCUAGUAUGAAUGAGGACAUUUAUGAACAAAUUGUACUUUAUGGUCCUGGACUUUUUACGCAGCUAGCUGUACAUUGCAAGUUUCUUUUUUUAGCUUGCUGAAUAUUUUUUUCUGAAGUGUGGUGGGACAAGGACAUCGACUGAAGAGGGGAAUGUGGAAAGACUUUGGGAUUUUUAUAUAAGGCCUCAUCAUUGGUCGAGCAGUAUCAAUGUCAUGUCAUAUUCUGUACUUGAUAUGGCUUGCAUUAAUUAGCAACGUUUCAAUUCCAUCUCAUGUUAUUGUAUCUGUUUAGAUUUUGCACCGUUCUCAAUCAAGUCAACCGAGAGACAUACUGUAUAUGGAACAAGCAAGGGCCUCCUAGUUCAGGGAAAUGAGAAAUGAAUCUAAGCAAAAAGAAAACGAAAGUGAAGCAUAUUAUAUAGCAAUUCGUAAACAUCUGCCUAUAUGGAAAUAGACCAAUAAGAAAAAACAGUUUUAAUAAUAGCCUAUACAUGACUAUCUAUGAUUGCUUUUAAAUACUUUAUAUUCUACUAUGUUAUAUUCUGUUCAUGUGAAUGAGCUUAUGUCCCUCAUUUCUAUGUUUAGCAUUGCUGUGGUGCAACCCUGCAUUGAUGGAAUGGGAAAUGGACAAGCCAUAUAAGGACUGGUAUUUACACUAUGACAAAAUUGAUUAGAUAAUGGCAUUAUACUUUAAAACAAAUAUUAUCAUACAGCAGCACUUCAUUCACUUAGAUACGGAUCAUAUCAACUGAAUGGUUAUUCAGGUUCUUCACUAAAAUGGACAUGUAUUAUUGCUAACUUCCAGAUCCAUCAUGAUCCAAGGAAAUCUGUGUUGUUACACUCCUCACUGUAUUUAUGUUGUUGUAAUGCUGCCUUUUGCUUAGAGAAGUGCAGAAAAAAUGUAUUGGAUAUGUACAUGUGCGUAUGCUAGUUGGAACAAAUAAUGUGUAUGUUUGAUGUGUCAAGUUUAAUUUACAUUGUAUGGGGAUGAUUGUGGUCACAGUAGGUCUAAUACUGCAUGGUUUCCCAAAAUCAGAUCAAGGGCCGCCCCUGGGUGCACAUUUUAGUUUUCGCCCUAGCAUUACACAGCUGAUUCAAGUAAUCAAAGCUCGAUGACAAGUUGAUUAUUUGAAUCAGCUGUGUAGUGCUAGGGCUAAAACC